Vigna angularis (adzuki bean) is the source of this 1214-nucleotide messenger RNA. Its product is annotated as chloroplastic lipocalin. The transcript is spliced from 5 exons. Gene Ontology annotation, molecular function: small molecule binding. The record is from RefSeq and is a predicted model, not a curated record. Lineage: Eukaryota; Viridiplantae; Streptophyta; Magnoliopsida; Fabales; Fabaceae. The coding region runs from base 77 to 1075 and encodes 332 amino acids.
ACCAAACCUUGGACAUUAGAAAGAAAGUUCAGAAUGGGGCAACUUUGGACAAGACAACUAGUGAAAACACAAAGACAUGGUAGAGGUUCUUCUACGAGCAUCACCUCCUCCACCUCACUCUUCUUCUUAUCCCAGACAAUGCAGGACAGUUUCAGGAAGAACAUCGGUAAGGUGCUCGUUGGAAGUCCCAAGUAAGGUUCUGACCAAACAUGUCUUAUCUGGGCUUGCUGCUUCUUUGAUCUUUGUUUCUCCAGCAAAUCAGUCUGUUGCAGCAGAUCUAUCUCGUGCUCAAAAUAAUAUAUGUCAAAUUGCCAGUGCCAGAGAUGCUGCACUUACUUCACCAUUUGAGAAUGGAUCUGAUGAAAAGGGUGCAAAUCUAAUGAUGAUGAGAGGUAUGACAGCCAAGGAUUUUGACCCUGUAAGAUAUGCUGGAAGAUGGUUUGAAGUUGCUUCACUUAAACGUGGAUUUGCUGGACAAGGCCAAGAAGAUUGUCACUGCACUCAGGGUGUAUAUACAUUUGAUAGGGAAGUACCAUCUAUUCAAGUUGACACCUUUUGUGUUCACGGAAGCCCAAAUGGGUUUAUAACCGGAAUUAGGGGAAAGGUUCAAUGUGUUUCGGAAGAAGAUUUGGAUAAAAAUGAGACACAGCUAGAGAAGCAGGAGAUGAUCAAAGAAAAAUGCUAUCUCCGCUUUCCUACAUUGCCAUUCAUUCCUAAGGAACCUUAUGAUGUGAUUGAUACUGAUUAUGACAAUUUUUCUCUUGUUUCAGGAGCUAAGGAUAAAAGUUUUAUCCAGAUAUAUUCAAGGACACCUAACCCUGGACCUGAAUUUAUUGAGAAGUACAAGUCGUACCUUGCAAAGUUUGGAUAUGAUCCAAGCAAAAUUAAAGAUACACCACAGGAUUGUGAAGUCAUGUCCAAUAGUCAGCUGGCUGCUAUGAUGUCUAUGUCUGGAAUGCAGCAGGCACUUACAAACCAAUUUCCUGAUCUAGGACUGAACUCCCCUAUUGAGUUUAAUCCUUUCACUAGUGUAUUUGACACUUUGAAGAAGCUUGUUGAGCUUUACUUUAAGUAGUAACUAUGUUUUGUUUUAAGAUAUUUACUCCUGUAAACAAUAGCUAGCUGCUAUCAUUGAUAGCAACCUAUGUGUAACAUGUAAAGUAUGACCUACCUGUAUCUGCUGUAAUCCUCUGGUAUAUCGCGUUUUAUCUGUC